UAGGCCGUUAGGCAGAUGCGCUCCGCCAGGGCACAUCGGGGCGCUGCGACGCUGCGAGUCGCUUCCGGGCGCGGCUGGAGCGGGGGAACGGGGCGGGGCGUGACCCGGAAGUCGACGGGGGGGUUCCGCCCCCGCGCAUGGGGAGGCAGGCUCGGACCGGCCCGGGGAGCUGCAGCCGCCCUUCGCACCCUCUUCGCCCUCCCCACCGACAUCAUGCUCCAGUUCCUGCUUGGAUUUACUUUGGGCAACGUGGUUGGAAUGUAUCUGGCUCAGAACUAUGACAUACCAAACCUGGCUAAAAAACUUGAAGAAAUUAAAAAGGACUUGGAUGCCAAGAAGAAACCCCCUAGUUCAUGAGGCUGCCUCCAGCACUGCCUUCGGGAUACACUGAUGCUACUGCUCUUGAGGGCCUCCUUUACCAUCUGAACCAAAAGCCUUUGUUUUCAUCUUCAGCCUCAGUGUUCCUCUUCUUUGCUAGACCCUGUGUUUUUUGCAAGCAAAAUGGGGCCCCAAUUUGAGAACUACCCUAGAUUUCCAACAUACCCACCUCUUCCGGUGUUCCCUUUCCAACUGCACGGGAGGUCCUAAGACUGGAAUUAUGGUGCUAGAUUAGUAAACAUGACAUUUAAUGAGUAGUGUCUUCUUUAUUGUUUGCUAUUUUUAUUACCUUUUGUCAAGAGAAAAACUGAUGAGUUUUGUGUAGCUGGUCAGAUACAAAUAAUAGUGACUUCACAGUUUAGCAGUUAUAAUGGGUACUUGUUAAACGUUUGAUACAAAAUUAUGUUGCUACAAAGUAAUUAAAAUUAAUAUCUUAGAGCUAGUUUCUGGUGAAUUAUUCAUUUAUUUUGUACUGUUAGGCAGCUCCAUAGUUGCUAAUUUAACCAAUAAAUCAAUUUGCUAUUCAGUAACUAAGAAACAAUUCUGAGAAUCCUGUCAGAAAUUGGGGAAUGAAAAAAUAUGCAAAAUAAUGGUCUUUGUCCCAGUAGCGUUCAGCCUGUUUAGUGUGCAUGUUUUUCCUUAAUGAUGUAUUUGAUCUGACUUUUUUCCUUCUCAAAAGGAUCAUACUUGGGAUUACAGGUAUAUUUGAUAUUAUAUGAUGGAUAAGUGAAAAGUUAUUAAAGGAGAUUUUAUACCUUUUCACAUUAAAAAAGGUAUUUAUAUUAUUACUUUGUAGUGAUUCUCUUAAGAAAAAAUGUAGCCCAAAUGUAUAGUAAAAUCAGUGGCUCAAGAAUUUCUGCUUCUCAUUGUAAUUGAUGCUUUGUUUUUUCCUGCAAUCAGAAUUUCCCUGUAUUUGUCAAAUGUAUAAUCAGCUCUUAUAUUUUUUAAAUUAAAAAACUUUUAAAUAAUCAAUUUUUCCCAUGGGACAAGACACAAAAGUAAUUUCAUAUGAAGGGCCUCUCCCACCCCUGU
Molecule: messenger RNA, 1410 nt
Organism: Sapajus apella (tufted capuchin)
Lineage: Eukaryota; Metazoa; Chordata; Mammalia; Primates; Cebidae
Gene: STMP1
Product: short transmembrane mitochondrial protein 1
Exons: 3
Coding region: 16-357 (113 amino acids)
Source: RefSeq, a predicted model, not a curated record